Messenger RNA from Closterium sp. NIES-67, 838 nucleotides. The record is from the annotation of a GenBank genome assembly. NCBI's taxonomy places the organism in Eukaryota, Viridiplantae, Streptophyta, Zygnematophyceae, Desmidiales, Closteriaceae.
CUCUCCCCGCGCGCUGUCCUUGAAUGCGCCUCUCACGGCCUGCUCGCUUCCUCUUCCUCGUGCUUACCUCUUCCUCCCCUAACUUAGCCGUCUCGCGCCACCAGGGCCGCGUCCUGCCGCCACUAUGGCGCUCGUAGCGAACGAGGGGUUUCAGCACAUUCUGCGCGUGCUCAACACGAACGUGGACGGGCGCACCAAGAUCAUGUACGCGCUCACGUCCAUCCGCGGUAUCGGCCGCCGCUUCGCCAACAUCGUCUGCAAGAAGGCGGACGUCGACCUCAACAAGCGGGCGGGCGAGUUGUCGGCGGCGGAGCUGGAGAAUCUGAUGGUCAUCGUGGGCAACCCGCGGCAGUUCAAGAUCCCGGACUGGUUCCUCAACAGGCAGAAGGACCACAAGGACGGCCGUUUCUCGCAGGUGGUGUCCAACGGGCUCGACAUGAAGAUGCGCGACGACCUCGAGCGCCUCAAGAAGAUCAGGAAUCACCGUGGGCUGCGCCACUACUGGGGCCUGCGCGUGCGUGGUCAGCACACCAAGACCACUGGCCGCCGCGGUCGCACUGUCGGUGUGUCCAAGAAGCGAUAAAGAUCCUCCUAACACCGUCCCAUGUGUAGCAACGUGUCGAAGUCUCAACCAUCUGAGAUGUAAUGCAUUUUGCCAUAUGUACCUAUUGAGUUCCUGCUUGGGUUUUACCACUUAGCCUUCCACUAACAACAAAGGCACCACCUCAGUGAAGGAAUAUAGCUUGGAUCUUGACCUGUGAAGUUGGGUAGGAGGAGCUGGAAAUAAAUAACCGUAGUUGUCACGUGGUAGGUGUUGUGAUAAAAGAAAGCGUACUUA